This is a messenger RNA of Punica granatum (pomegranate), 795 nucleotides long. The record is from RefSeq and is a predicted model, not a curated record. Lineage: Eukaryota; Viridiplantae; Streptophyta; Magnoliopsida; Myrtales; Lythraceae.
CCCGUGACGACGCAGAGAGGGGCAAUCUCGGGAAAAAGUGGGAAGCGCCCUGGAAUUUGCAAACCCUAAACCCUUCUCCUUUCCACAUUCACUUCCUUCUCUGCUCUCUCUCUCGCUCGCUCUACAUUCUGGCGCUUCAGAAUCGCCAUUUCCAGGUGUGACUCAUGGCAUCCCAAUCCCGAAGAGGCGGAGUCUCCCUUCCUGAGCGGCGGAACCCCAGGUCUGGUGGAGGCGGAGCUGCUAGCAUCAUCUCGAGGAUCUCCCAGUCAGAGAUUGUGUCCCGAGGCAGGCAAGCUGCGGGCGAUUCUGCGGUCGUCGCCAAGAAACUCCUCAAGUCCACAGGCAAGGCUGCCUGGAUCGCCGGAACUACAUUCCUUGUCCUGGUCGUACCUCUGAUAAUCGAGAUGGACCGCGAGCAGCAGCUGAACGAUCUAGAGCUCCAGCAGGCCAGCCUCCUCGGUACUCCUCCAGUUGGUCAGAAAUGAGCUAUCCAGAUGCCUUGCCUGCUUCUUCAUAUCAGUAGGCAUGCAUCAGAUUACCAGAGCGGUAUAGAACGUGUUCGGGUUUCUAUCCGUGUCUCUAACUUUUAGAGUGCUUGAAAAUCGAGCAUACAAAUAUGUACGUAGAAAGAACAUCGAUGGGUGGUUGAGGUGUUUGGAAAUUGUUCAUGUUCUUAUCGUGCUCGAUAUCUAGUCUGCCCGCAUAUUCUCAAUAUUGAAGAAUCUUAUGGUGUACACGAGGAAUAAACAAACAUAUUUAUCCUUUCUACGAUAUAGAUAGAACAUUUUUAUUUUA